UAUAAAGCGGCGGAGAUGCCUCGCACAGGCAGGAGCUUGAGCUCUCAUAGCCAACUUGAUAGGACGAGGGAGGGGCGCGCCGUACACUUCUUACUCUGCAACAAUAGAGCGGUGCACCGUCCUGAGCAAACCUUCAACGACGCAGCCAAACCAGCAGCAAUGAAGACAACACUGGCAACUCUGGCACCUUUUCUGGCGGUCCUCGUGGCCGCGGACUUCCCUUUCGCGAGGAAAGGGGGUUCAUCCGCAAGCGGCACGACCAAGGAGAAGCGCGUGCAGUACGCGGCGUGGGACGACGUGAACGUGCUCGCCCAUGGCCUGCUACAGCUGGGCCAAGGGCUGAAGGAGCACGUGGACAAAACCAAAGUCCAGAUGAGAGAUAUCUCCACCAAACUGAAGGUCUUCAACGGCACGGUGACAGAGCUGGGGAAGGAGAGCCAGAAGCUGAGAGCCGAGGGGGAGGCUCUGAAGGCUCAGGUCCGGGGACUGGAGGACAGAGAGGGGCACCUGCUGAACAUCACGGCCGAGCUGAGGGAGAAAACCGAGGAGAUGCAGCACGAGAGGAGGACGUUGACCGAGAGGAUGAGUCGACUGGAGGAGAGGGUUGACAGCAUGCUGCAGGGAGACGGGGUGCUGCCUGACAUGAAUGCUGGCGCCUCCAAGAACUACAGUGAGGCUGGCAUCAUCCAGGUGAUGCUGGAGGCUCAAAACAAACGUAUUGAUGACCUCGUGGUGAGAAUCCGGCUCCAGCAGGAGAAACUGGACAAACAAAAUGUGCGAAUCAGGACCCUGCAAAGUCAGCUUCAGCAGAAGAAGGAGAGGCCGAUGAUGAAGAGCAGCAAUAAGGCCGAGGACAAGGUGCAAACUAGCGAUGUGGAGCAACGUGACUCCCCGGCCGAAAUAGCCUCAGACUGCCACGAGCUCUUCCUCAGGGGAGAGACCGCCAGCGGGGUCUACACCAUCCAGCCUCUGAACGCUCAACCCUUUGAGGUCUUCUGUGAAAUGACAGCAGAAGGCGGCUGGACAGUAAUCCAGAGGCGCCAAGAUGGAUCUGUGGACUUUGACCAGCUAUGGCAGGCCUACCAGAAGGGCUUCGGCAGCUUGAAUGGAGAGUUCUGGUUGGGUCUGGAGAAGAUCUAUUCUGUGUCUAAAAAUGGUGACUACAUCCUAAAGAUCAAGUUCUCUGAUUGGAGGGAUGACUCAGAGUCCAUCCAGCUCCCCUUCCAUCUGGGUGGUGAGGAGACCAAAUACUCCCUUCACAUUCAGGAGACAGGCACCAUCGCCAACCUGGAGAGCUCCCUGGUGACUGACGCCAUCUCCGGCCUGCCCUUUUCCACCCGUGACCAAGACAAUGACCAGAAAAACGACAUCAAUUGUGCCAAACACCUUUCCGGUGGCUGGUGGUUCAGUAAUUGUGGUCGCGCCAACCUAAACGGACGAUACUUCCAGAGCCCCCCUCCCAAACAGAGGCACCAGAGGAAGCAGGGUGUCUUCUGGAAGACCUGGCGAGGCCGCUACUACCCUCUGAAAACCACCGUCAUGAUGAUCGCUCCUGCCAGUGUCGAGCACAAAUCGUAAAGGCAAAAGAGAGAGAAAACAGAAAGAAUCUUAAACUUUUUUUCUCUUUGGUUGAUGAGGUGGACAGGGUGGUGGGGGGGGGGGGUUCAUUUUUCCCUCCGUUCUCCAUCUGGUAGUCUCUCACAGUGAGGGAGACCACAAAAUAGAGAACUAAGGCCCACAAGAGGAGAAGGUCAAACAGCUCAUACUUCAAUGAGUUCCAGGUUUCCAUCUCUCAGCCUCCUGAAAGCCAAGCAGACUUUCCUAUACCACUACAAGGCAGAGAUGGGAAGAAGAAAAAAAAGAAGCACGAUACAAACUAAUUAUACAGACAUGUCUAGUUAAGCAUAGUCAAUAUGAAAGAAAGGAGCAGUGAAAAAUAGCCGUGUGUUGGCACAACCACGGAAAGUGGUAUGAGACAGCAUUUGUAUAGCAGAUUCUCACUGUUGGAGUGCGGCUAGGGGGCUGCAAUGCCUGUAAAUGCAAAGUUAAAGUCACAAAGUGUCACAGAGCAAGUCCGGACCCGUGCAUGAUGCUCCGAGACACAAAGCAUCCUCAACAAGUUCGGACUCAUCACCAGGCAUGUGGCCUCUUAUAGUGUGUGUGUGUGUGUGUGUGUGUGUGUGUGUGUGUGUGUGUGUGUGUGUGUGUGUGUGUGUGUGUGUGUGUGUGUGUGUGUGUGCGCGCAUGCGUGCAUGUUGAGGUUAAAUGGGAUUUUCUUGAGUAAACAGCACUGCCAGUUCAAAAGAACAGUUUUAUAAAAAAAGUGGUAUGGACCAAAAGGUGACUUAAUCCAAGUCCUUUCCCACAAGAACACAGCGGCAUUAAUAGCUAAAAAGACAUAAUGAAAAGAUUUUAAUCACUGUAAACUAGAUUUACGGUGCCUGGAAAGAAACCGCUAAGAACGUGUAAUGUCGGAAAAUGGUUGCUGGUCAGAAUUACCAUUCUCCAACAUGGGGCACUGAAAACCAUUCCAGCCUUUGUGCGGUAAAAUAAUACUCGCCUGCCAUUUCAGAUCAAAACGAGUCUGUACUUCACUGUGUUUGGUUUUACUGUGGAGUUUUUGCAAUGAGUUGAGUCACAUUGACUGCCUUUUACAUAUUAGAGACAUCUUUUUGUACAUAGUGUAUGAAGGAAUGUCAUAUCUUCUCUGUACUUUUCACUGUAAACCCGUCUGUCGUGAUAUUGUGUCGGUAUUCUUACGUCAUGUGAUUUUUGUCGUAGUGUUUUUGUUCCCUUUCUUUAUUUAAAUUCUGUAAAGAAUCUAUAUUAUGCAUAUAUAUUUCUGGUGCUUCCUGUCUGUAAUUUAUAAUGUCUUCAUAUUUCACAGAUGUAAAAUUGUUUUUUAAGAGAGUAUAAGAGAUCUUUGGUCACAACGAACCAAUAAAAUUGAUGUAAAAUGAA
Molecule: messenger RNA, 2961 nt
Organism: Lampris incognitus (smalleye Pacific opah)
Lineage: Eukaryota; Metazoa; Chordata; Actinopteri; Lampriformes; Lampridae
Gene: angptl4
Product: angiopoietin-like 4
Exons: 7
Coding region: 16-1578 (520 amino acids)
Biological process (GO): triglyceride homeostasis
Molecular function (GO): enzyme inhibitor activity
Source: RefSeq, a predicted model, not a curated record